This is a messenger RNA of Symbiodinium natans, 3459 nucleotides long. Lineage: Eukaryota; Dinophyceae; Suessiales; Symbiodiniaceae. The record is from the annotation of a GenBank genome assembly.
AUGUUCUGCUGCACCGAGCCCAAGGCCGACCAGGCCGAGGUGUUUGUGGAGCAGCGGCCGAAGGCUCCGCCCAUCCGGGAGGUGCACUUGGUGCAUUUCAACGAUGUCUACAACCUCCAGCCCCAACACAAGGAGGAGCCCGUUGGGGGCGCCGCCCGCUUCAUGACCAUCCUCCGGGAGCUGAAGGCCGAGCUGGCGCCCAAGAAGGUGCUGGUCUGCAUGUCCGGCGACUUUGUUGGGCCCUCUUUGACCUCCUCCUUCUCCAAGGGCGCCCACAUCAUCGAUGCCAUGAACGCGGUCGGCGUCGACUUCGCAACGUUCGGGAAUCACGAGUUCGACUACGGCUACCAGUCGCUGGUCAACAGGCUCCAGGGCUACGAUGACGACGCGCAGGCGGGAGAUGGCCAGGAGGAGGUCGAUUAUCCCAAAUCCACAACGACGUGGCUCAUGACCAACAUGAGUGAGGGGAAGACUGGUCAUCCGGUGGGUGGCGCGGAGACGAAGCGCUACGAAAUCGUGGAGGUCAAUGGCGUCAAGGUUGGCCUCAUGGGCCUAUCCGAGGACUGGCUUUCCGGGUGCUCGCAGCUGAAGGACGGGGAGAUCACGUACCAGGACUACAUCGAGAAGGGCCGCGAGUACGCCCGGAAGAUGAAGCUGGAGGGUGCCGAGGUCGUAGUGGCCCUGACGCACAACCGCUUCGACAACGACAAGAAACUCACUGAGGCUGUUCCCGAGAUCGACCUGCUCCUCGGGGGCCAUGAUCACUUCUACAAGCGUGCGGACAAGAAGCACCGUGUCAUCAAGUCGGGCGAGGAGUGGCGAUGGCUCACACACACGGUUCUCCACGUCGCGGAGACGGUGGUGAAGCUGGCAGUGGAGCGCUAUGACGUGGACUCGGACGUGGAGUGCGACCCCGUGAUCCAGGAGCUUGUGGACAAGUACACCAGGAUCCGGGACAACAAGUUCAUGAAGGUCGUCUGCCAAACCAAGAGCCCCUUCGACGCCACGGAGGAGUGUGUGAGGUACCAGGAGGGUGUGAUGACGAACUGGAUCUGCGACGCCGUCGCAGAAGACUACUCCGAGAAGGAUGGGCUCCAAUCUGCCGACUUCGCGAUGCUGAUGGGCCUCCACUUCGCCGGCAAGAAGGUCUUCCCCGCCGGGGACUUCACCUUGGGCAGCCUGAUGAGCAUCUUCCCGAAGCCGUGCCAGAUCGUGGUUCUGAAGCUCAAGGGCUCCGACGUCGUGAAGUCGUUGGAGCGUGGCUGCUCCUUCCUCCCCAAGGAGUGCGGGUCGCUGCAUCACACCAGCGCGGCCCUGACUUACAAGAUCAAGAUGGGCAAGGGCAAGCUGGCCAACCAGGUAGCGGACGUCAAAGUCAAGGGCAAGCCGAUUCAGCCGGACAAGCUCUAUGAGGUGGCCGUGACGGAGAACAUGGCCCUAGGAAAGUUUGGUUACACUUGGAUGGCCGAUGCGGAGCGCAUCGUGGACACAGAGUCAGGGAUGCAGAUACAGGACCUGGUGCUCAUGUACCUGAAACGACACCCAAAGCAGGUGGCACAGGAGGGCAUCCCCAACAGCUUGCAGAGAGGAUCCCUCUGCGUUCUGAGAUUUUCUGAGAUUGUGACCACGACGUUGCGGGCCGGUGCCCAGCCCCCACUCACCUGUGGCCAGAUGAAUAGCGAUCCCCACAAGUCCGAGGAACCGAGGUUGAAGCGCUUCCGGCUACCUCCAGAGACGACCGCCGGGGAGCGGCGCAAAGCCUGCUGCAGGCAUUUGCUAGAUCCAUUAAGCCUCCCCCUGCGUCUCCCCUUCACCAUGCGUCUUCCAACUCUCCUCUCCAAGAAGAGCAGGCAGCAGGCCCAGGGAGAGGCCAAGCAGACCGCCGCAAAGGCCGAAGCUGGCCUUCAGCAGGCAUCCGACGCUGCAGGCGCAGCGGCAGCAGCAGCCCAGGAGGGUGCCCACAAGGUGGCUGACGCCACCGCCCCCUACGUUGAGAAGGCCUCGGAUUCGGCAGGCAAUGCGACAGAGGCAGCCUGCCAGGGUGCUCAAGAGGUGGCUGAGAAGACACUGGAUGCAGCGGCGGAUGCAGCUACGGCAGCGCGGGAAGUGGCCACAGAUGUGGCCACGGAUGUGGCCGACGCCUCCGCACCUUACACCGAGGAGGCUCGCCAAAGUGCCAAGGACGCGGCGGAUGCCUCGGCAACCUACAUCGAGAAGGCCCGCCAAGGUGCCAACGAUGCGUGGGAUGCUUCCGCACCGUACAUGGAGAAGGCUCGCCAAGGUGCCAAGGACGCAGCUGACGCGUCGGCGCCCUACAUCGAGAAAGCCCGCCAAGGUGCCAAGGAUGCGGCUGAUGCAUCGGCCCCGUAUGUCGAGAAAGCUCGCCAAGGUGCUAAAGAUGCAUGUGAUGCCUCGGCACCCUAUAUCGAGAAGGCUCGCCAGGGUGCCAAAGAUGCGGCUGAUGCAGCGGCACCGUACCUCGAGAAGGCAUCAGCGGCCACUCGCCAGGGUGCCGAGAAUGUGGCUGCUGCUUCGGCGCCGUACAUGGAGAAGGCUCGCCAAGGUGCCAAGGACGCAGCUGACGCGUCGGCGCCCUACAUCGAAAAAGCCCGCCAAGGUGCCAAGGAUGCGGCUGAUGCAUCGGCCCCGUAUGUCGAGAAAGCUCGCCAAGGUGCUAAAGAUGCAUGUGAUGCCUCGGCACCCUAUAUCGAGAAGGCUCGCCAGGGUGCCAAAGAUGCGGCUGAUGCAGCGGCACCGUACCUCGAGAAGGCAUCAGCGGCCACUCGCCAGGGUGCCGAGAAUGUGGCUGCUGCUUCGGCGCCGUACAUGGAGAAGGCUCGCCAAGGUGCCAAGGACGCAGCUGACGCGUCGGCGCCCUACAUCGAAAAAGCCCGCCAAGGUGCCAAGGAUGCGGCUGAUGCAUCGGCCCCGUAUGUCGAGAAAGCUCGCCAAGGUGCUAAAGAUGCAUGUGAUGCCUCGGCACCCUAUAUCGAGAAGGCUCGCCAGGGUGCCAAAGAUGCGGCUGACGCAGCGGCACCGUACCUCGAGAAGGCAUCAGCAGCCACUCGCCAGGGUGCCGAGAAUGUGGCUGCUGCUUCGGCGCCAUACAUGGAGAAGGCUCGCCAAGGUGCCCAGGACGCAGCUGAUGCCUCGGCGCCCUACAUCGAGAAGGCUCGCCAGGGUCUUCAGGACAUGGCCGACGCUUCCAUGCCAUGGUUCCAGAGGGCAACAGAAGCUGCCCGCCAAGGUGCCCAACAGGUGGCGGAGGCCUCAGCACCGUACCUCCAAACCGCUUCGGACCACGCGGCAAGCGCUGCUGGCGCAGCCCGCACGAAUGUGAACGCCUUCACCGAAAAGAACUGGGGCUGGCUGUCCUGCCAGAGUUGCCAAGCAACCGCUUCUGAUGAGGUGGUCAUUGAGCAGGGGGCAAGAACUCAGCAGAGCCCAGUGCAGUCCUAG